CGAAGCCGAAGAAAAGAUCAGCGUCAUUUCCUGGAUCGGGUACAGUCAAUAACUAAAAUUUAAGUCCUAAACGCUAACCUCUGUAGUAUAAAACUGCUGCUUUUGUGCCACAUUUAAUCGAGCUUUUUUAAGAGGACAGUUAUUUUUUCGGUGAAGGAGAGCUGGCGCGCGCCUCCCGCAGUUAAAAUGAAGAAAAGGGGCUCGGAGAAAAAACGGCAUGUGGUAGCGUGGCUCAACAAAGCGGAGUGGGAUCAGGUUCUGGAGUAUCUGUACUCGAAGGACUCCUCUUUGCAGAGGUAUGCGCUGCAGAGGAUAUCGGCUUGGAGAGGGAGGUAUGCCAAUAACGCUCCCGUGGCCGUGGACUGCACAGCGGACCUGGUGCGGUGCCAGGUGCUGGAUCGGUCCGGACAGCUGAACGGAGACGAGUUGGUGUUGCUGUACGGCGCGGCCCUGGUGAGAUUUGUGAAUCUGAUCACGGAGCGGCAGCAGGGGAGAACGGCCCGGCCGCUGAGGAGGCUGGCUGGGAACUUAAACAUUCCAGAGUGGGUGGUGAACCUGAGGCAUGAUAUCACGCAUAGGAAGCUUCCUACUUUGAAAUGGUGCCGAAAGGGCUGUAAGGUGGUCCUGGAUUGGCUCCAGCAGGAGUUCUGGUCCAGGCAGUUGGGAGGAGGCCCCGAUGAGGGCUGGGAGUCGCAUUCGGAUGGAGAGGAUGAGGAAGCUGACCUAAAGCGGCAGGAGGAUGAGCUCAUAGCAAAGCAGAAAGAAAUGGAAGCCUACCGAAAAGCUCGGGAUCUGCUGAUAUCUUACGAGAAGGAGCAGUACCAGGCUUUUGAUGAUGGGUCUCCUGAGGACAAGGAGAAGACCUUGUUGCAGGCCCCGUUUGCAGACAUGAGCUGGUUGCUGGGUGAGAUAAAGCAGUUUGCGUUGGAGUCCAGUGAUCUGUUGAUUGAUGUGUUGAUGGAGGAUGGAUUUCUGGUUCCUACUGUGGAGCAGCUGAAAACAUUAGGCUGCGACACCUCUGACAGCGCCAGUCCCACUGAACCCAGAGUCCCUCAAACCUUCCUGCGCUUUUGGCUGCCCCUGCUAAAGAUGCUCAACUCACCAUCUUUCAUCCACCUUUUCCUGGAGAAGCUUUUUGUCGAACAGAAGCUGCUCACCAAAGAGCUCAACAGUCACAGGUCUUUCUACAUUUCGGCCUGGACUUCAGAAGUCCUCCUCUGCAACAGCAACAAAUUUGAGUACCAUUUUGAGACAAAGGUACAGAAGAAAGCCAGAAUGAAGGACAGGAUUUUUGUCAACCGCAUCCAGCUGAGGUGGCAGCAGCUGCUCUCAGCAUGUUUGGAUGCCCCCUGCAUUAGCACACCUCACCUGCUCCAGUUAAUCCUGGAUGACAUGGAGCAUCCCCUCCCUCUGGAAACUCGAGGGAGGCUGCUCCAGCUCUGCACCAUCUACACACAGACAGCAUGCUCAGAGGUCAGCACAUCUCUGCAGCAGAAGCAGCAGCAGCCCAUAUACACUCUGGAGAGUUUGCACGAGAAGAUGCAGCAGUCUCGCCAGCAUGGCCAUCCCUUGCAUUCCUCAGUGGUGGACUCGGAGAGAAGCGAGGAGCACAGAUGGGCAGACGUGCAGGCUGAAAGAGCAUUGUCCCUCAGAGGUUCUCCGUGGCAGGUGUGUACUGAUAAAAUUUUGUGGAAGAACUAUCCUCUUGGUAAAGUGCCUGGACAGUCAGACGACCCCUCGUGCCUCAUGGUGGAGAAUUACUCAACAGUGACUGUGUUUGACCAGCCAGUGGAGCUGGAGAGCAGCGCAACGCGUAGCAGCAUCCCCGGGGCCUCGGCACCAGCCCGGACCGCCGAGGGCGUCCUCUGGAACAACAGCGACGUAAACAAGCUGAAUGUGGACUGCAGCUUUUCUGAGUUUUUUCAAAUGCUGAGACAUGUCGACCUUUACACACUGACUCAUGUUUUUGUGCCACGUGCAGUUUUGAAGCAGAAAUAAAAUGUUCAAAAGAAAAAAAUGUUCUAAGUGAUUUAACAACGUGAUUUGAUUAAUCAACAUAUGGCUGAAACCUGUAAUUCAUUUCAGUGAUUCAUUGUGUUUUGAUGUCUUCAGCUGCCAUAUUUUUUCAUAUAACACCCAAAAUAACUGUUUACCAGAGGAGCAUCAUAUCUUCAUUUGCAUGAAGAUGGAUUCAGCAGCUGUUUCUUGUUGUCAAAACUUUAAAAAAAAAAAGCUAAUUUGAUUAAUUGGGCUAGAAUGCCAAACGUUUAGUGGUUCAAGCUCCAUAAAUUUGAGGAUCUGCUGCUUUUUCUGUUGAAUCGACUCAGAGUGUCAUUUUAGACCUCUUCACAAGCAGGAAGCUUUUUGCAAGUAUCUGACAUUUAGAGACAAAACGGUACAUAAUUGAAUCCAAAAAGAUAAUAAUGUGGUUAACUGACACUGAGAUUAUGUCAUCGUCUGAACCAAUUGGAAGCCUUUAUGUUGGAUACUUUGUUUAUAUUUUUAGUAUGUGUCAAAGAAAAAAAGUGAAACUUUGUGGCGCCUGUUCCAGGAAAACAGUUUGACAUGAAAAACUUUGUUUAAAUGUCAGCACAGCUGAUCAGAGUUAGUUCCACCAAAUAUGAGUAUAUUCACCUUUAGUUAAAUGUGUGUGUCCACUAUGAUCAGUGGAUUUCCAGUACUAGGAUUCACCAUGGCAACAGGUAAAUAAACAAUAGAACCUCCAUUUGAUUCCAGAGGAGCUGAAAUAUGAACGUGCAUCAAUGCAGAGCAUCAGCAGGAGAAAUGAUCUGCAAACAAAAACUAGUUAACAGGAACACAUUCAGGGCAGUCUGCUCAUUAUGAUUUAGUCAGCUUGAGUUUGACUCAGUAGGUGAUAAAGCUGAAAUCUGCCUUAUAGGCAAAAAUACGCACA
Archocentrus centrarchus (flier cichlid) is the source of this 2914-nucleotide messenger RNA. RefSeq names its product LAS1 like ribosome biogenesis factor (gene las1l). The transcript has a single exon. Gene Ontology annotation, molecular function: endonuclease activity. The record is from RefSeq and is a predicted model, not a curated record. Gene Ontology annotation, biological process: maturation of LSU-rRNA; maturation of 5.8S rRNA. Bases 187 to 1998 code for a protein of 603 amino acids. Gene Ontology annotation, cellular component: Las1 complex; preribosome, large subunit precursor. NCBI's taxonomy places the organism in Eukaryota, Metazoa, Chordata, Actinopteri, Cichliformes, Cichlidae.